GAGGUCAUGUCUGAGAUCAUUCCCAAACUGGAAGCUAAAGACAAGGCUACUUCCGAUGAGUUUGUGGUGGAUGACGAAGGUUGGGAAUAAACGAUCAAGAGUUUCUCUUGUUUCUCAAGUUGCCUCGCGCCAUGUAUUGGUGGUUCAGAAGGACAAAGGGGAAAAGGGGGACGAGGAGGUGGAAAAUGAGGAGGAGGACGAGCAGGAAGAGGAGGGGGAGGAAGACGAGCAGGAGGAGGAGGAGGAGAAAGAGGAGGAGGAGGAGAACGACGAGGAAGAGGAGGAGGAAGAAGAGGAGGAGGAGGAGGAAGAAGAGAAGGACGACGAGGAGGGAGAGGAGGACGACAACAAAGAAGAGGAGAAAGAGGGGGACAACGACGAGAAGGAGGAGGACGAAGAAGAGGCAAAGGAGGAGGAGAGUAGGAGGGAGGACAACAAAGGGGGGKUGGGGGGGGGGGAGGAAGGGAGGCGUCGAGUCAAGGAAAUGAGAGGCAGAUUGUCUCGCCUCAACCCCCCCUCACCCGCUGCCUAGCCCCCUAACCCACUUUUUCUUUUCCCCCCCUAAAUCAAUCAAUUAAUCAAUAAAACAAACAAACAAAAUCUUUAUCCAAUC
This is a messenger RNA of Chara braunii, 613 nucleotides long. Lineage: Eukaryota; Viridiplantae; Streptophyta; Charophyceae; Charales; Characeae. The record is from the annotation of a GenBank genome assembly.